Tarenaya hassleriana is the source of this 3025-nucleotide messenger RNA. RefSeq names its product F-box/kelch-repeat protein SKIP11-like. The coding region runs from base 848 to 2338 and encodes 496 amino acids. The transcript is spliced from 2 exons. NCBI's taxonomy places the organism in Eukaryota, Viridiplantae, Streptophyta, Magnoliopsida, Brassicales, Cleomaceae. Gene Ontology annotation, molecular function: protein binding. Gene Ontology annotation, cellular component: nucleus. The record is from RefSeq and is a predicted model, not a curated record.
UUCUUCUUCUUUGUUGGAACAGCUAUCGCAUUAAUUUUAAGCAUUACACAAAUACCAAUAUUACCAUUCAUUUUCACGAAAUUACAAUUUAAUUAAGCAAAGGAAAAGUUAGGGAAUGAAUAAAGGAGCAAAUAAACAGGGGAGAGAGAGAGAGAGAGAGAGAGAGAGAGAGAGAGAGAGAGAAGAGAAGAGAAGGCGGCGACCUCCAAUUCCAAAGAUUUUAACUGCGAGGGCCAAAGCUUCAACCUGAUUUGCAGAGAGAAUCCGAGAGACGACAGAAACGCGAAGAACAGAAACAGCUAAAAGAAGAUAGUGAGAGAGAGAGAAUUCUUUCUUUCCCUCCUUGGAUAGUUCCACUGUAGCCAAGGAAUCAUGCGCAGCUCAGGAUCGAUUGUUUGAUUUUCUGGGUUUUGGUUUUUUUCCUUGUCUGUGAACUGGGUUUCGACAAGUUUUUCGAAUCGGAAUCUGGGGAUCUGGUUCUCGGAGCUGGAAAAGGUGUGGUCUUGGGUUGAUGUUCUUGCUGUUCUGGGUGAUGAAUUGAGUGGAAUCUUGUUCGAAUCUACAAUCUGAGUCCACUUCUCAUUGGAUUUGGAUCGAUUGAUUUGAUUCGGAAUUCGAGAGUCUACGACUUUGCGUUCGUGGACGAAAAGAGGGAAUUUUCGAUCGUCCUCUGCUGAAUCCGUCUCGGUGAUUUGGGUUUGGCAGAUUGAAGAUCCUUUUAGCUCGAUCGGUUCUCUCUGCAUUCUUGUUGUUUUGUGCUGCUUCGUGUUUUUCCGUCGGGGGAUCUGGAUUGAAUCCUGGCGUGGAAUCGAUCUGCUUCUAACAUCAUAAGCUGUACGGCGAAGACAUGUUGGAAGAUCGAUCACUAGACUCUUGUCUGUUGUUUAGGGUUUUCUCGAGCUCCCGUCUCUCUGAAUCCAAGUGGUCUUUCAUGCAUCCAGGAGGGGCCUCGGAUAACAAGCUCGCUAAUGGAAAACGAGCGUCGGAGGUUGUUGAUGUUGAGCUUGAAGAUAGCCUGAGGAGAAGCAAGUCCCUGAGGUUAAUGGGUUGUUCCAUUACCGAGCAGAAAGAGGUGUCUGAUUCUGACAACGGAAGUGAUUCUGUCUCUCUGUGCCGAGAGAAAGGCCAGUCUGAUUCCGAGGUUGGUGGGAACGUGGUGGAUUAUCUCCCGAGUGGAGAGGAGCAAACAGAUGGUAUCACUGUCAAUGUUGGAACUUCUACUGGACAAGAGAAAGAGCAAUCAGAUUCAAGCAAUGAUGGUGGGGAUUCAUCCGACUCGCACUCCCUUAUCCAGGGGAUUGGUCGGGACAACUCGAUAAACUGUCUGAUCCGUUGCUCGAGAUCUGACUAUGGCUCUAUUGCAUCCUUGAACAGGACCUUCCGUUCUUUGGUAAGGAGUGGUGAGAUCUACAGACUGAGGAGGCAGAAUGGCUUUGUGGAGCACUGGGUGUACUUCUCUUGCCAACUCCUGGAAUGGGUGGCUUUCGACCCGGUCUCAAGAAAAUGGAUGCAGUUACCAACCAUGCCUUCCAGUGUCAUCUUCAUGUGUUCUGACAAGGAAUCUUUGGCUGUCGGGACCGAUCUACUGGUCUUUGGAAAAGAUCACUCUUCCCAUGUGAUAUACAGAUACGACCUGCUGACUAAUUCUUGGUCUUCAGGUAUGAGAAUGAACUCUCCAAGGUGUCUGUUUGGCUCGGCCAGUCUCGGAGAAAUUGCAAUCUUGGCCGGUGGUUGUGAUUCUCAAGGAAAGAUCCUGAAUUCUGCGGAGAUGUACAAUUCUGAGCAUCAGACUUGGACAACCCUCCCAAGGAUGAAUAAGCCGAGGAAAAUGUGUUCAGGGGUUUUCAUGGACGGGAAGUUCUAUGUCAUCGGGGGAAUUGGUGGCAACGACUCUAAGCCCCUUACCUGCGGGGAAGAAUAUGAUCUAGACACCAAGAAAUGGACCGAGAUUCCCGAAAUGUCACCCCCAAGGAGCAAUGCUGCAAGGGAGAGCGAGAUGCCGGCUGCGGCAGAGGCACCGCCCCUUGUUGCAGUGGUUAAUAACCAGUUGUAUGCUGCUGACCACACUGAUAUGGAGGUGAGGAAGUAUGACAAAGAGAGACGGAAGUGGUUCACCGUGGGAAGAUUGCCUGAACGAGCUGACUCGGUGAACGGAUGGGGGCUUGCCUUCAGGGCUUGCGGGGAACGUCUGAUCGUGAUUGGUGGGCCAAAGAAUUCGGGUGGAGGGUUCAUAGAGCUGAACUCAUGGAUACCGAGCCAUGGCCCUCCGCAGUGGACGCUGCUCGAUAGAAAACACUCUGCUAAUUUCGUUUACAAUUGUGCGGUUAUGGGAUGCUGAAAAAAAGAAAGAAAAGAAAACAGAAAAAGAGGAUACAUGUGAUCAGAUUCAUCAGAACAGAAGAUUCUUGCUGAUGGAUUUUUGGCUUACAACAACACUUAAUUGGACAGUAGAAUGCUUCACUUUCAUCACAAGACUCUGCAGGGAAGAGAAGGUUCCAAGCUUCUUCCAUAUUUAUUUUGCUUACAAAGUUUUCUUCCAUUGAAUUAUUUUACCACAAUCUCCGAUUUUAGAGACCAAGACAGGUUUGAGAGGGGCUCUCAGGAAACACAGAAACAGGUUUUUUUUUAAUAAGUCUGAAGAGUUUUAAGGGUUAGGGAUUGUCCCUUUAAACUUUGUUGUAUGUGUCUCAUACUAUGCUCUCGAAUCUUUCGCGGUUCUAUCCAUUUAGGAACCGGAAAGAAAGAAAGAAAAAAAGACGGAUCGAUUCAUCAUAGGCCGGUAUGUCUCAGUGUCACUCAUCUCUGUGUUUUUCUUUUUGUUACCUUCUAUUUCUCCGAAAAACGAUAGAAGAGAAAGAACCAAGAGCUCUUAUGUUGUACCAUUAGACAUUUUGGUCUUCUGUGUUUCAUAGUUUGUAAUGUAUGAUCACAUUCUGUUUCUGGAUUCGCCUUAGAACCCUGAAACUUGUACGAGGUUACAUUUUCGGAACCCGGGUUUAUUGAAUUACUCAUGAGAGCUUAAAGA